AUGGCCCUGACAGAAUACAGCGCAAACCCGUCACCACCGCCAGAGACGAUAGAUGAUGGCGCCGCGCUGGUGCCGGAGGAUCUGCAGCUUCCAGACGGACAUCCUGACUACCUGCGCAUGAUUGCCAGCGCAACCUCCCGAGUCUACGAGGCCUGCAAGAUCACGCCGCUCGAAAAGGCCAUCAACCUGAGCAACCGGUGCGAGUGCAAUGUCAUGCUCAAGCGCGAGGACCUGCAGCCCGUCUUCAGCUUCAAGCUGCGCGGCGCCUACAACAAGAUGGCCCAUCUCGACCCGGCCGAGAGCUGGCGCGGCGUCGUCUGCUGCUCCGCCGGCAACCAUGCCCAGGGCGUCGCAUACUCUGCGCGCAAGCUCAAGAUACCCGCCACCAUCGUCAUGCCCGAGGGCACGCCAAGCAUCAAGCACCUCAACGUCGCCCGCCUCGGCGGCCACGUCGUCCUGCACGGCGCCGACUUCGAUGCCGCAAAGGAGGAGUGCGCGCGCCGCGCCAAGCACGAUGGCCUCAUCAACAUCCCGCCCUUCGACGACCCCUACGUCAUUGCUGGGCAGGGCACCAUUGGCAGCGAAAUGUUCAGCCAGGUCAACAUGGCCAAGGUGGAGGCCAUCUUCUGCGGAGUCGGCGGUGGCGGCCUCAUUGCGGGCAUUGGCUUGUACAUCAAGCGCAUGGCACCCCACGUCAAGAUCAUUGGCGUCGAGGCGUCUGAUGCGAACGCCAUGGCGCAAUCUCUAAAGCUGGGGAAGAAGGUUACGCUGCCAGAGGUCGGUCUGUUUGCUGAUGGUGCGGCUGUCAAAGUCCCCGGAGAGGAAACGUUCCGCAUCUGCCGCGAGGUUGUUGACGAGGUCAUCGAGGUCACCACCGACGAGAUCUGCGCCGCCAUCAAAGACAUGUAUGAUGAUACCAGGUCCGGCCUGGAACCGGCGGGUGCCCUGUCCAUUGCCGGCUUGAAGAAGUACGUUGCGCGGGAGCCGUCUGUUGAUUUUAAGAGGACACUCAUCGCAGUGACCUCGGGCGCCAACAUGAACUUUGAUCGACUAAGAUUUGUCGCUGAGCGUGCCACGCUGGGUGAGGGCAAGGAGGUGCUCAUGGCCGCCAGCAUCCCCGAGCGCCCUGGAGCUUUUGCCAAGCUCGUCGACACCAUCAUGCCUCGCCCCGUCACAGAGUUUUCCUACCGCUACUCCUCUGGCGACGUUGCCAACGUCCUCAUUGGUCUCUCCAUUACGGUGCCGGCGGCCCAGAGAGCCGAGGAGGUGCGCUCGCUCAUGGAGCGCAUCCGCGGCGAGGGCAUGGAGGUGACGGACCUUUCCAACGACGAACUCGCCAAGAGCCAUGUGCGCUACCUGAUUGGCGGCCGCACCGGCGUGGAGAAUGAGCGCGUCUUCAUGUUCAACUUCCCCGAACGGCCGGGGGCGCUGGAAAAGUUCCUCUCCACGCUGCGGCCCAAGUUCAACAUCAGCCUGUUCCAGUAUCGUACAUAUGGCGGAGACGUGGCCAAGGUGCUGGCAGGCAUCCAGUGCCCGCCGGAAGAGAACGCCGAGCUGGAGCAGUUCCUCGAGGAACUGGGGUACCCGUCAGAGGAGUGUACCAACUCGGCAGUUUUCAACAUGUUUUUGAAAAGUACCAGCCAGUAG
Messenger RNA from Trichoderma reesei QM6a, 1647 nucleotides. Its product is annotated as threonine dehydratase. The transcript is spliced from 2 exons. Gene Ontology annotation, molecular function: threonine deaminase activity; pyridoxal phosphate binding. Bases 1 to 1647 code for a protein of 548 amino acids. Lineage: Eukaryota; Fungi; Ascomycota; Sordariomycetes; Hypocreales; Hypocreaceae. Gene Ontology annotation, biological process: L-threonine catabolic process. The record is from RefSeq and is a predicted model, not a curated record.